Messenger RNA from Tetrahymena thermophila SB210, 723 nucleotides. RefSeq names its product lysozyme protein. The transcript is spliced from 2 exons. Lineage: Eukaryota; Ciliophora; Oligohymenophorea; Hymenostomatida; Tetrahymenidae. The record is from RefSeq and is a predicted model, not a curated record.
AUGAACAAAAUAAUCUUACUAACUUUGGUAGUCCUUUCUCUAUUGUUGGCGACUGAAGCCAGAUUCGAAGAACCUUUCUUUGGAUUCACUCAAAAUUAACCACUUGAAGAAGAAGAAUUUUAAUGCUUAAGAGAUACUACUUAUUAUUUUAUCCAAACUAUUACUGGUAAUGAUCCUCAAACUGUUUACUAAGCUAGAAUGGCUAGUUUUUCUGGCUUAGACACUCAACUUAUCUACAUCCCAUGCAUUAAUAAAGAUACUGAUAGCUAUCCAGAAAGCAGAGUUACUGAUUAAGUAAAGACAUUCUUGAAAACCGUUCAUUAAGUCUCAUGCUAAGUUAUUUGGAUUUAAAUUUCAGUUAAUGAUGACGAAAAAUGUAAAUGGACUGAUGAUAUCGAUUUCAAUUGCUAAAGAACUAAAGAGAUUGCUAACUAUUUAAAAGCUACUGCUAAUAAGAAUAUUGGUUUCUUUUCUUCCUAAGAAGACUGGAUUAAAAUUUUUGGAAGUAGCGAAGGUUGUUCUUCAGUAUCAGAUAAAAAAAAUUUCUACCCUCUCUACUAUAAGCAUUUAGACGGUUAACCUAAUACUCACGAUUACAAAGAUCACAAAUUUGGAAGUUUUGAAAAUCCAGCCAUGAAAAUGUAUUUAUCAACUGAAGAAUGCAAUAUUAAAUUCAAUGCUAAUGUUUACUAUCCAUAAUAUUUACAUAUAUAUGACUACUGA